This is a messenger RNA of Chlamydomonas reinhardtii, 2908 nucleotides long. RefSeq lists its product as uncharacterized. The transcript is spliced from 19 exons. Lineage: Eukaryota; Viridiplantae; Chlorophyta; Chlorophyceae; Chlamydomonadales; Chlamydomonadaceae. The coding region runs from base 196 to 2205 and encodes 669 amino acids. Gene Ontology annotation, biological process: proteolysis; peptide metabolic process. The record is from RefSeq and is a predicted model, not a curated record. Gene Ontology annotation, molecular function: metalloendopeptidase activity.
GAAGACACAAUGCACGUAAGCCAAAACGCCACCAAUUGCUGUGCAAGCAGCGGCCAGUCGAUUCACCGACGACGUGGGCCUCGCGUUCUGGGCGUGGCAGAUUCAUCGAAUACCAACAAAGCUCAGCCUGUGACUGCUGCCUGCCCGGAACGGAGCUCGGGCGCUGCGCAAACUGCGUCCGCGUCGAGGAGGGCGAUGGUGCUGUCCCAGCUUGCUGCCACCGUGCUUCCGCGUGGCGUUGGCGCUUCAGGCAAGGUUGCAACCCGGCUUUCUGCGGGCCUCGCGAGCGUCGCGCCUAGCAAGAUGGCUGUCGCUGCGGAGACCAACACUCAGGAGCUCAUCGAUAAGCUGAACGCAGCUUACGAGAAGGCCCACCUUAACUACGAGGACAACUUCUGGGCUACCAAGAUGGCGCUCAAGGGCAACAGCAGCGACGCGCUGGCUGCCAGCAAGACCGCCUACGAGACCUUCCUGGGCGAUCCCGUGAACCUGCGGGCGGUGCGGCAGGCGCUGGAGGCUGCCAAGGCCGGCAAGGAGCAGCUCAGCGAGCAGCAGGAAAAGGUCCUGCGCAUCAUGGAGCGCACCUUUGGCUGCUACAUCCUGGAGGACCCGGCGGCGGCCGCGCUCAAGGAGAAGAUCAACAGCCUGGAGGCGGGCCUGUCGCAGUCGCGCAACACCAUGUCCCUGGGCUACACCGACCCGGCCAGCGGCGAGUUCCGCAAGGCCAGCUCCGUGCAGCUGCGCAACACCAUGCGCGUCAGCGACGACGAGGCCACACGCAAGGCCUGCUACGAGGGCGUGCGCGGCAUCGGCCCCUUCGUGUCGGAGCAGUUUGUGGAGAUUGUGAAGCAGCGCAACAAGCUGGCGCGGCUGCUGGGCUUUGAGGACUUCUACGACUACAAGGUGACAGCCGCCGAGGGCUUUGGCAAGACGCGGCUGUUUGAGAUCCUGGACGACCUGGAGGCCAAGACGCGGCCCAUCAUGGCGGCGGCCCGGCAGCGCCUGGCACAGGACAAGGGCGCCGCCGCGCUGGAGCCCUGGAACAUGAGCUACGCGCUGGCGGGCGACACCGAGAAGGCUCAGGACCCGUACUUCCCCUUCGAGCAGGCGGUGGACGUGUGGGCGCGCACCUUUGGCGCCCUGGGCAUCGAGUACAGCGGCGCAACCAUGACGCUGGACCUGUGCGACCGCGACGGCAAGUACAGCAACGGCUUCUGCCACUGGCCCCAGGUGGCCUGGCGCAAGCCCGACGGCGCCUUCGUGCCCUCCAGGGCCAACUUCACCUCCCUGGCCACGCCCAGCCAGGUGGGCAGCGGCAAGACGGCGCUGGUGACGCUGCUGCACGAGGGCGGCCACGCAGCGCACUUCGCCAACAUCGACCAGCCCUCGCCCUUCUUCAGCCAGGAGCGCGCGCCCACCAGUGUGGCCUAUGCCGAGACUCAGUCCAUGUUCCUGGACGCCUUCGCACACGACGCCGCAUGGCUGGGCCGCUACGCUCUGAGCCGCGGUGGCGAGGUGAUGCCUUGGAACAUUAUCGCCGACGGCUACGCCGCCACCCAGCCCUACGACGUCUUCGCCCUGCGCGCCAUGAUCGCGGUGCCCUACUUCGAGAAGGCCCUGUACGAGCUGCCUGAGGCCGAGCUGACCCCGGAGCGGCUGCUAGCGCUGGCGGACGAGGUGGAGACACACGUGCAGGGCGGCCUGUCGCCACGGCCGCUGCUGUCUGUGCCGCACCCGCUGUCGGACGAGUCUUCCUGCUACUACCACGGAUACGUGUUGGCCGAGAUGGCGGUGCGCCAGACCCGCGCCUUCUUCAAAUCCAAGUACGGCAAGCUGGUGGACAACCCGGCCAUCGGCAAGGAGCUGUGUGAGGGCUACUGGCGGCCCGGCAACGGCGCCAUGUUCCUGGACCUGGUGGAGCGGCUCACCGCCAAGCCGCUGGCGGCGGACGACUGGGUGCACGACCUGGAGCGGCCGCUGGAGGCGGUGCUGCGCGAGGAGGAGGCGGACUACAAGGAGGCGGUGGCGGCGGGUCCGGCAAUCAAGCACGGCCAGCCCGUGGACCUCAAGAUGCGCGUGCGCCUGGUGCACGGAGACGAGGUGAUUGCGGACAGCGAGACGGACGGCGGCCUGGCGGGCGCCUGCGACAAGUUCAAGGCCUGGGUGGACAAGACCUACCUCGCCGAGCAGCCCAAGAGCGCGUGAGGAGCGGCGCGUGGCUGGUGAAAGGCGAGAGCAGGGGGUGGGUGUUGAGGAUGAGGCAAGGGAAGGGGGUGACGUGGUGAGGGUUGCAUAACCCGGAGAUGUUGGUGUUGGUGUUGGUGUGUUGGAGUGGCGGUGUCGGUGCGUCUGUGUUGUGCAGAGGGGUUCCUAGAUCCUAAGCAGCACGCUUCAGGUGGUGGGAUGUCGGGGAAGAGGGGGGCCGGGGCAGCUGCGGCGGCAACUGGGCCGUUACGCUGUUUGGGUGAGGUGUAAAUACCAGCCCAAGCGAAGCGAGGAUGGGGGGCGGGGGCAGUCAACUGCUGGCCCAAAUUUUGUUGGGGUGGAUCCGGGACGGCAAGUAUGGCACGGAAACAUCACAGAAUGCAAUUGCAGGAGCGGACACGGUGUAGCGCAAGUUGGUUGCUCCGUGGUACUGUUGAGGUGGUUGCGGCUUGGGGAUGGCCAUGCUGUGCGGAUACGUUUUGUUGUACUGCAGGCAAGCUCUUGCCGUUGUAGCAGGCACACGCAUGCGAUGUUUGGCAGCUGGUGAUGCUAUGAGGGCGGCCCGGUUGAGGUCAUGUUACGACUGUGCCAUCCAAGGUGCCAUCUGGCGCUGCACGCAGAGGUUUCUGAAGUUCAAGUUUCUGUCUGCCGUCCGGCAUCGGCACACGUUGUCAAUGGCUGUCAGGUCCACUGGUCACUGCUU